GCAACGACAAAGCUCUUAAACGGCGUUCAAACUUCAGCUACCUUAGUUUAGAAAAAGCCCUUAUCGCACUAGCAGUUAGAGGUUAUUUUCAUACGGAUAAAUUCUAUAAGCCAAAUCAAAUGAAUAAUAAUACAGCAAGAGAGAGACGUGUAGUGAUCGGUGUGGAUAGAAGCCAGCAUAGUGCAAGAGCUUUUCAAUGGUACGUCAAGAACAUGUGUAAUGCGGAAACGGACCGAGUACUAGUUGUACAUGCGUACGAGCGUCCAGCUAUGGCAGUCUAUCCCUAUGCCCAUGGACACGCAUACUACGAGGCUCUACAACUCUCUCUGAAAAAAGACAAGAAAGAAUUGGAAGAGCUGUGGCAAAAUUUUGAAGGCAAAUGCAAGCACUACAAGCUUAAUUACAAGUUGUUCAAGGAAGAAAGUAGCAGACCUGGAGAAGCGAUCUGUAAAGUGGCCAGCGACGAAGAUGCGCAUGUCAUCGUAGUGGGCUCCCGUGGUUGUGGAACUCUGCGGCGGACAUUCCUUGGUAGUGUCAGUGACUAUUGUUUGCAUCAGGCUCAUAUUCCUGUAGCGAUUAUUCCACCUCCAAGCUGAAUUGAAAUAGCGGUCAAAUUAAGUACAUCUUAAAUCAGGACUUCGUGUCUGCCAUUAAUUUCCAUCAAAGUAAUUCUUACUGCAGAUGUACGCCAAGCUUAAAAUGUUUUUGAACGGAGACACUCUAGUGGAUUACUAAAAAUGUAGGUAGGUAGGUAGGUAGAUAAGUUUAUUUCUCACAUUUUCACAGAAAAUCUGAAUUACAAUGUGGUUACAAUUAUUUAACAAAUACAUAAAAUUACAUGCGUGGAUAGGGACUGGGCUACAAUAGGUUUAGAAAUACAAGAUAAUUAAAUAAUUAAGAAUUAACAUUUGACUAUGUGGGUAUGCAAAUAUAUAUAAAAAGAAACUCUUAUUUGUUGAAGGCUAAAAUAGUCCUUGGGAAAAAGCUGUGGCGCAGUCUUUCGGUCCUGCAUUUAGUCACUGAAAAAUUGCUAGCGUUCCUCAAUUGAUACUGAUGCACUUGCUUUCUUUCUUUCGGGAGAUGUUUAAAAAGUGGCCCUCCUCUUGAGAUAUUUUCAAGAGUUUUAACACAAAGUUCACUACGUCUUUCAACUAAUGUUCUUAAAUUAAGGAAUUGCAGAGCUUCUGGGUAAGAUAAAGUAGGUACUAUGAUUUUAAGAGCACGCUUCUGUAUUCGUUCUAGCUCUUGUGAAAGGUAGGAUGGGAGGGCGUGGUGCCAUACUACACAGCAAUAUUCAAGAACAGAUCGUAUCAGUGAGAUAUAGAUAGUGGUUGAAUCAUUCAUCUCCACACCCCCUCGACGGAGUACUCUGAGUAUGUGUAGGCGUUUAGAAGUCUUGGUGACAGUAGCUUCAAUGUGAUUGUUCCAUUUUAAGUUAUUCUGAAUCACCAGGCCAAGUACUUUGUGUGAAGUUACAAGCUCUAAUUGUUGAUCGCCGAUCUUCAAAUGAGGGAGUUCUGUGGGUUCCUUGAGAAAGCAUAUCCGCAUUUCUUUACACUUUUUAGCGUUGAGUUUCAUCCAGUUACUGGAGCUCCAAGAGGCGACAGUAUUGAGACUUGUUUGGAUGUUUGAGGUGCUGUUCCUUACGAGCCCCUCAGACAACGAUACAUCAUCUACAAAGAUAAACACAGAAAUUAACUGA
This is a messenger RNA of Stylophora pistillata, 1702 nucleotides long. RefSeq lists its product as uncharacterized. NCBI's taxonomy places the organism in Eukaryota, Metazoa, Cnidaria, Anthozoa, Scleractinia, Pocilloporidae. The record is from RefSeq and is a predicted model, not a curated record.